AUGCCCAGGCCUAGUUUGGUAUUAGGUUGUCCUUUCGUACAGACUGCAGUUAUUGGGGAUGAGAACACCUUGUCUGAUAAUUCAUGCAUCUCUGCUAAGCAUCUGGGAUAUUGUUUUAAACCAGAUAUAUUACAGGUCAUAGGUGCUGUUUUGCAUGGAUGUACUGUUGAGGAUGAGGCCUUUAUCUGGAUGGAUACGCCACGACUUGACGGUGUUGUCGUUGAAAAGCAUGGCUUGGUUGUUGCUGGUGCGCUUGUUCGACAAAACACUAGAAUCCCUUCUGGAGAGAUAUGGGGAGGAAACCCAGCAAAAGUGCUCAGGAAGCUCCGUAAUAAGGAACCUCACGUUGCAGAGAAUGAAAAGCCACUAAAUGCGGUCGAGUUCGACAAGGGUCUGCGCAAGAGGUAUGCUCAAAAAGACGAGGAGUAUGAGUCAAUGCUUGGUAUUUUCAGAGAAACUCCGGACCUUAAACGCCCUAACAACAUAGAGCCUGAUAAAGAAGCCAUGCGUUCUUCAAAUGUGAACUGAUUUUUUUGGGGUAUGCUUUCUGAUCGAAACCUUAUUAGUAUGAGAUGUCUCAAUAAAGAUUAUGUUUCGGUCUCUGGUUUGAAUAAUGGCAAGUAGAGUACACUAGAGUAGACUAAAUGUCCAGCUUUGCUCGACUUUUUCUUCAUGGUUUCUUAGGGAAUGGUCUUGUCAGGAGAAAAAACUUUGGAUGCUAUUACUUUGGUUUGAAAAUAAGA
Raphanus sativus (radish) is the source of this 743-nucleotide messenger RNA. RefSeq names its product gamma carbonic anhydrase 1, mitochondrial. Lineage: Eukaryota; Viridiplantae; Streptophyta; Magnoliopsida; Brassicales; Brassicaceae. The record is from RefSeq and is a predicted model, not a curated record.